AUGAUGGCGUAUGUGAACCCGGGGCCGCACUACUCCGUCAGCGCCUUGGCCCUGAGCGGCGCCGGCGGCGUGGACCUGAUGCACCCGGCCGCGUCCUAUCCGAGCGCCCCGAGGAAGCAGCGGCGGGAGCGGACCACCUUCACGCGGAGCCAGUUGGAGGAGCUGGAGGCGCUGUUUGCCAAGACCCAGUACCCGGAUGUGUACGCCCGCGAGGAGGUGGCUCUGAAGAUCAAUCUGCCCGAGUCCAGGGUUCAGGUUUGGUUCAAGAACCGCAGGGCUAAGUGCAGGCAGCAGCGGCAGCAGCAGAAACAGCAGCAGCAGCAGCCGCCAGGAGCACAAGCCAAGGCUCGUCCCACCAAGAGGAAGGCGGGCACUCCCCCAGGGCCCUCCACUGAUGUCUGCCCAGACCCCCUGGGCAUCUCCGAUUCCUACAGCCCACCUCUGCCGGGCCCCUCAGGCUCCCCGACCACAGCAGUGGCCACUCUGUCCAUUUGGAGUCCAGCCUCGGAGUCCCCUUUGCCUGAGGCCCAGCGGGCUGGGCUAGUGGCCUCCGGGCCUUCGCUGACCCCGGCACCCUAUGCCAUGACCUACGCCCCGGCCUCUGCUUUCUGCCCUUCCCCCUCAGCCUACGGGUCUCCCAGCUCCUUCUUCAGUGGCCUGGAUCCCUACCUUUCUCCCAUGGUGCCCCAGUUGGGGGGCCCAGCUCUCAGUCCCCUUUCAGGCCCCUCCGUGGGCCCCCCCCUGGCCCAGUCCCCCACCUCCCUGGCAGGCCAGAGCUAUGGCGCCUACAGCCCCGUGGACAGCUUGGAAUUCAAGGACCCCACAGGCACCUGGAAGUUCGCCUACAACCCCCUGGACCCUCUGGACUACAAGGAUCAGAGUGCCUGGAAGUUUCAGAUCUUGUAG
Molecule: messenger RNA, 906 nt
Organism: Pteronotus mesoamericanus
Lineage: Eukaryota; Metazoa; Chordata; Mammalia; Chiroptera; Mormoopidae
Product: cone-rod homeobox protein
Exons: 3
Coding region: 1-906 (301 amino acids)
Biological process (GO): multicellular organism development; regulation of transcription by RNA polymerase II
Cellular component (GO): nucleus
Molecular function (GO): RNA polymerase II cis-regulatory region sequence-specific DNA binding; DNA-binding transcription factor activity, RNA polymerase II-specific
Source: RefSeq, a predicted model, not a curated record